AUGCCAACAGGUGACUUUUUCAUGUCCCGACUGUCGUGGACGGAUUCUGGCCAUUCCUAUGACACGCUAGUAAAUCUUUCGUCAGCAUCACAUGUUGCCUACACAUUCAAAAUGGUCACACCCUUGUGGGUUGGUUUAGGAGCAUCAAGUGUAACGGGCGGAUUCGGGGAUGUGGCCUUGACAGCUAGUCCUAGUGGAACCACGCAAGCUAUUGCUCAAGAAAUCACUUUUACAUUGACAGGAAGUAACGGACUAACAAAAAUCCUUUUAGGCGAGCUCUCUGUUUCGACAGUAGGACAAACAAGAACACUUUGUAACAGAGGAUGUAUGAUUCCAAAAAAAGAAGCAUACUUCGGUACCCAUCCCCCGAUCACAUAUUUUAACAAUCAUCUCCAAGCUACAGUUAAGAUGCGUGUUGUGAAAUUUAUAAAUUCUGCUGACUUGACUUGGAAGUUCAUUGUGAGGAAAUGCGUUGCAGGCGACCUCGCUCGAUGUGCAGAUCCCACGGAAUCCGAUUGCGAUUUUAGCCGACGAAGACGAGCAGUUGAACAAGUGGCAGACAACUCCACCGAAACGGUCAACUACGGGAUCACUGUGGUGGAAUCCCUCCAGAACUACGAAGACAAGCGUCAUUCGGAAUGUGUGACGACCAGCACGAUGACAGCUGCAGUGGUUGCCAUGGCAGUGGUAUGUUUCAUCCUCCUCGUCAUCUGUCUGGUGUUUAUUGUCCACGUGUUGUCCAGACGCAACAGAUCAGACAGCAAAGAGAAUCUGUCUUAAGCAGCUCCACGGAACAUGACGACCACCACACAAAGCAACUCGUCUUUUUACGUAUACAUAAUCAGAAAACAAUAUAUUAUUGUAACUUUUUGCUUGCUUUCGCAGAAUUAUAUUUUGAAUUCAAUAGGUAUGCUUGGUACUCUGAUGAAAUGUAACUAGAAUGUUUAAUUACAGAAAUAAAAGAAAUGCAAUUGUGAGUAUAAUCAUUUCGUGUUUAAAAUAUCGUCGGACUUAAUGUUGAUAACAUUCACUGUACUGAUAUGACAGGCUAAGAUACACAUGACGUGUUAAUCUCAGAACAACAAACAAAUAGGCAACGUUAUUGCAGAAUAAAUAUGUUGUCAUUUGACUUUCAAAAGAAAAUCCUGAAUGUGUUAAUAGGAUGUGUUUAUACUUAACAAAAGUGGGGGAUUUUCCCAAUCAUUUAAUAUGUUUUUAAUGCAACCCCCCCCCCCCCCCAAAAAAAAAAAAAAAAAAAGCACAAAAAAACACCGUACGCUACUAUUUCAAUAGGCUCGUGUCCUAUUGCUAUCAAUAGAUAUAGUCAAUUGCUUACGUAACGCAUAAGAAUCGUCACCAUUUUAAAUGUAAAGCAGAAAACAUUUAUAUUAUUUGUAACAUUUAUAACCAGCAAUAUUAACUCAAUCAAGCCAGAUGCUUUUGAAUCAUAAUUUAUAGAAUGUAUGUUAAAAACACGAUUCGGUUAAAUUAAAGGCACAUAUCAUUUACAAAAAGUGUACUGAAACUUACUAUAUUAAUAUUUUUAAUUGAUGUUUUGAUUUCUGUAUAUUGUUUAUAGUGUCACAAUAAAGAUGAAUUGAGAUUUACGUUUGAUUAAUAUUUUAUAUUAAAACUAUAUUUUAUCGCCCUUGAGGCUCACCGAAUUUCGUGAUUAUAUAACAUCUUUAUUUGACCUGUUUAACGUUUUAAGUCUUAUCUAACAUUCCAUUCAAACUGUUUAGACAACAGUAAUUUGCAAUCGAGUUUUUCCCGAUUUGCUUGUUGAAUUUGUCUCAAUUAACACGUCAUUAUAUUCGGCGCAUCAUUACAUUGUAUUGGUUUUUAAUUUAACACAAUUUGCACACAACUUACACAUAUAUUAGGCAUAUGCAUAAACACACACACACACACACACACACACACACUUUUCUUGAUAUAUAUAAGUGUCCACACCCACACUUUUUGGCACCUUCCCAAUGCCACUGACUCAAGAAGAGAUAGCUUGUAGGACUUUGCAAUAACAAAAAAUAAGUGCAACGUUCGAAAUGAAUUAAUACGAUAAUUAUUGUUAUAUUUAACUUCACGAUAAAAUACACAUGACAUUUAUUAACAUUAAAUACAACUUAACACAAUCAAGUGAAGUACUAAUAAUAAACAAACGUAUAUAUAUAUAUAUAUAUAUAUGUAUAUGUGUGUGUGUGUGUGUGUGUGUGUGUGAUAGCAAUGUGUUAACUAAUAUGAAAUUAUUAAAUGUUCAACAAACUGACGUCACACAAGAAAUGUUUUUUCAGGAGGUUGUUUUUCGCGUACUAAAAGCAGUUCUUACGAUAUACUCAUGAAUAUUUUGUGAAGUUUUGUUUGUAUUAACUUUGUUUUUUCUCAUUAAAGAUGUUGCACUUAA
Gigantopelta aegis is the source of this 2401-nucleotide messenger RNA. RefSeq lists its product as uncharacterized. The record is from RefSeq and is a predicted model, not a curated record. The coding region runs from base 1 to 780 and encodes 259 amino acids. Lineage: Eukaryota; Metazoa; Mollusca; Gastropoda; Neomphalida; Peltospiridae. The transcript is spliced from 6 exons.